Lactuca virosa is the source of this 300-nucleotide messenger RNA. Lineage: Eukaryota; Viridiplantae; Streptophyta; Magnoliopsida; Asterales; Asteraceae. The record is from the annotation of a GenBank genome assembly.
AUGGAUAAAACAAACUUACUGGUUGGAGGACAUCACUGGAGUAGUCGCUGGACGUCAGUGAAGAUGGAGGAGGACGGUAUGACGUGUGGGUUCUUGUUUCAGCGAUUGAGGAAGAAGAGAAGCGUGAAAGCGAUGAGGAGGGGAGUGUAUGGGAAGGUUCAGAUCGAAGCUUCUUUAAGGGUUCUAAGAAAGGUGGGAGUUCGUCUACCUCACAACACUACUAUGCUCAGUGAUCUACUUUCAUUUCAGGAUCUUUUGUUGCGGGUACUUGACAAUGUUUUGGAAAAUCAAGUUGCUUGA